AUGGCAGUGAGACACCAUGAAGCCUUAUCGAAAUGCGAUGUUGCAGACGCGACGCAAUACUCAGUGACUGCGGUGGAGGACGGGACUAAGAGGUUCGUGUGCUCCAAGUGCGGACGUCUGUACAAGCGCAAGAACCACGUGGUGCAACACUUGCGGUACGAGUGCGGCAAGGAACCGCAGUUCGCGUGCAACUACUGCGGUUUCCGAGCGAAACAGAAGAGCAAUCUCAAGACCCACGUAGUCACCAGGCACAGUGAAGUGCUGACCACUGACUGGACCUUGAAAUGAUGAUGGCCUUUAUCUGGACAAUGUAGAAUGACACGUCAGGCGCGUUAUAUAGUAUUAACCAUUUUAGUUUAACACCAGGUUAACGAAAUCCUUGAUUAUGUGAAUAAUCUGUUAAUGAAACAUUAACAUAUGGUAGUUUGAACCAAAUAAUCAUUGGAACACAUAUUGUACUGUUGUAAGGUGGUGUAUAAGCGAAAAAGGUGACACAAUAAUCAUUCAAAUUUUAGUCUACUCAACUCAUAGUAAUUAUUUACAGUAAUGUGCGUAAUACACUGUAACUCUCAUUUUUGUAACGUAUACCUCCUAAAAGCGUGCCUUUAUAAAAUAGGAAAUCACUAAUAAAAUAAAUUGGUGAUUUAAAAAUGCUAUUAUCUUAGUAAGCUAAAUAUUAAUUAGCUUAAUAGUUUAAGACGUAUCAGUAAAAAUAAACAUAAGCUGUUUAUCAUAUAUACAAACAUUAUUUGUAUAAUUAAUUCAGUAUUAAACCCUAUUGUCCCACCUCAACAGUAACGAUUGUAAAGAAAUAAUGAUCUGCACAACCUAUGCAGUAACUAUCGAACGGUAUGCUCAGUAAAACUCACAAGAAGUAGUUAUGUUUUCAAUGUUCUACAUCCACCCGUAUUUCCCGUAUUUGAAUAUUUUCACUUGCAUAAUAUUUGAGUUUUGUAUUUUUAAUUAUUCAGCUGAUUUUGGAAAUAGCACGUGGUGAUGCGGUGAUCACAUAGACGGGUGUGAGUGGGGAACAGCGAGUCGGGCUACUUUGGGGUUAGCGAUAACGGUUUAAUAGUGAAAGGUGCGAGUAAAGAGCCAGUGGCUCUGCCUAUAGGUUUUAUCUCCUUACAGUUGGCGUUUGGUCAAGACCGUCUGAUCUCUACUCUUAUCGUCUAUUGGUUCGGAGAAGCUCGCAAUGUAGCCGGCAGCGUCUUCUGCCGUUCUGUAUACACGGGCUUGCUUCUCGUUAUGAGUCUCUAAUGUAAUGGAUGCAAUUUCUUCACAAUAUCCUUUGUGAUAGUCCAGUCUCUUUAUCGAGGUGUGUGGCUUGUGUCCUCCUCGCCCCUACGACUGUUUACGUGUGCUUACAAGAAAUCGUGGCGCGAAACCCCCGUCUCUUUCCCUAUCAGGAGUGUUCCAAAUAAAGUCUAUCACAACGUUUUUUUACCGCGUUAAUUGUCGUGUUUAAGUCCCGUUUAGGCUUUUACCGACAGUUAUGUUGUAGUUGCGUGGGCGUUCCUGUUUCCACCUUGAAUCUGUGAACAAACCGAAAGAUUGUGCUAAAAUGAAAGGAGUCAAUGACGUUUAUAGAUACUAUAAACUGUUUAUUGACUGCAAUGUCGAACACUAACAGGCGAUGUGCUGUGCUGUGUGAGAGUGAAGUCUUCGUUACCGUAAGUCUAACAUCCAGUUUCAUUCUCAAAUUGUUAGUCUACAAACCCAGUUUCUAUCACCUUAUAACCUUUUCCAAUCCUUGCCCAAACUAGUUUUAUAUUAACUUUCUAAUCUCUAAAUAUUGUUCAAUUGGUUUCCCAUAGCCGGAUUAUUUCUUAUAUAAACAUAAUCAGUGGGUUAACGUUUGUAGAUGGAAAAGGAGAUAAUUCCUUUCUGCAGCAGACCGCAGACGG
This is a messenger RNA of Homalodisca vitripennis (glassy-winged sharpshooter), 1907 nucleotides long. RefSeq names its product zinc finger X-chromosomal protein-like. The record is from RefSeq and is a predicted model, not a curated record. Bases 1 to 288 code for a protein of 95 amino acids. The transcript is spliced from 2 exons. Lineage: Eukaryota; Metazoa; Arthropoda; Insecta; Hemiptera; Cicadellidae.